AUGGGAGCCCUUGUAGCCGAAUCGAAGACAGCUGGCGACUGUGGUGGUUGCAGUGGAGGCGCAUGGCAGGCAACGCGGGAUCAAGAGAGGCAGAUCGAGCUGGAGCUGGCCAAAAACCAGCCGUUGGUCAGCGAACAGCAACCCUUGUGGUCGUUAGUCGAAGAGUACUGCUCUGAGCAGGCUGCCGUCUACCGACAGAAGGCAGUGCAGCUGCACCAGAAGUACGCCACUAUCCGACGAGUGCGCGGCGACGGUAAUUGCUUCUACCGAGCAUUCGCUUUCGCGUGCCUAGAAAGGAUAGCUUCAGAAAAGGCCAAAUUGGAUCGCUUCUGCCUUGUUACCGCCAGUUGGAAGGAACGCCUCAUAAAGCUGGGAUUCAGCGCCAUGACUACCGAAGACUUCCAUGACACGUUUAUGGAACUGUUGUCUGAAGUGGACAAGGGUAUGACGAUGGAAGAGCUGAUCGCUCGUUUUAACGUCCAGUGCAAUUCUGACUACGUGGUGGCUUUCAUGCGCCUUGUCACCGCCGGCUACUUGCUGGAAAACAGUGACUCGUUUCAAGCCUUCAUCGAUGGCGACCGUUCACUCAAAGACUAUUGCGAACAGGAAGUGGAACCUAUGGGACGCAAGUGCGACCACGUUUGCAUCGCUGCCUUGACCAAAGCUUUGGGUAAGUUAUAG
Soboliphyme baturini is the source of this 681-nucleotide messenger RNA. NCBI's taxonomy places the organism in Eukaryota, Metazoa, Nematoda, Enoplea, Dioctophymatida, Soboliphymatidae. The record is from the annotation of a GenBank genome assembly.